Messenger RNA from Adineta steineri, 1293 nucleotides. NCBI's taxonomy places the organism in Eukaryota, Metazoa, Rotifera, Eurotatoria, Adinetida, Adinetidae. The record is from the annotation of a GenBank genome assembly.
AUGAUCACUAUAGCAGCUAAUGGUUACGGUAUCAAUGAAAAUGAAAAUAUUGAAUUGACACAUUUUCUUUCUUAUGUGAUCGGUUAUUUUGUAUUACAAGUCGUUUGUAUAAUUACCACAUUUAUCAAUGUUCAACAACCACAGGCUGUUCCACCAACACUUCCCAGUAUGAAUGUAAUGGGCCAAGUGGUUACUAAAUCAAAACGUACUACAGCCUUACAAUCAAUUACAAAUGAAAAACCUCAACAACCUAUAUUACCAGUUCGUAUACUCGAACUUGAAGCUACGAUAGAAAAUCGUCCAACUAUAAUAGAUGAAAAAAGUCCAGCUGUUUUAAAAUAUCGUACACCACACUUUCGAGCAACAGCUACUUUAAAAUUUCCUCCAUUAGACGAAGGUGAACAUUGGAAAAUCGGUUGGAUACAAUCAUGUACACGUAUGGAUUUCUAUAAUUCCUAUGGUGAUUCUGGUUAUUCAAGUUGGGAAUUUCCUCAAUUAAUGUCCGGUCAAAGUCCAAUGAUAUCAGAUUCAGAUGGACGUAAUUAUCCAUUUUAUGGUUCUAAAUCUGAAGUUAUUGAACUUCAAGGACCUUUUUCUGAUUAUCGUACGAUAAAAGUUCUAAUGAAUGAUAAUUUUUAUCCACAUAUAACAUGGGAUAUACCAACAAGUAACGAACGUUUAUCACGUUUAACAAAUGUCAAACGUCAUCAACGUUUUUAUACAUGGCUUGUUGCAAUGAAUGCUAAUAACGGUUCAAUACUUGUACUUAAAACAAUUAAUUGGCAAAUGGAUCUUGAAAUAAAUGUUGAUCCAACUAAACCACAAGGUUCACGUGCAAUACUUAUUUCUAAUCCAAUACCAAUUCAACCGGAAAUUCUUAAACAAAAUAUUCGUAUACCGACAUGUGUACUUUACCCUCCAAAUGCAAAUAGUGCACAAAUACUUGUUUGGCAUCCUGGUUGUCGUCUUGGUGAAAUAAGUCAACGACCUGAAAUAGUUGUACCACCACGAUGUGAAUAUGUUUUACACCAAAAUCCAUUCUAUGAUCAUUAUAUACGACAUAAAACUCAUACAUCUGUUCAAAAUAAACUUAAUGGUGGUAGUUCAUCAUCUUCAUCUGAGAAUAAAAUAAACAUUACACAAUCGUCUAUAACGGAAUCGUAUUGUCGUCUAAUAUAUCCUCAACCAGCACAUUCUAAACCGCCAUCAAUACCAGGAAAUCGUUGUUAUAAUGGUGUAAAACAUAUACUAGAAGAUCAUGCUAGACUUGCUCAAGGUGUUAUCGUUCGAUAA